AUGACGAAACCAAAAUCCAAAAAACAAGCUUUAAUUGGGAACUUUUUCAAAAGAAAAUUCGAAGAAAUUAAUGAUAAUGAGUCAAGUCCGAAUGUUGGUAAUGAUAUCCAAGCAAAUGAUGACGUUGAUGGCGAUGCAAGUCCGAAUGUUGAUAAUGAGAAUAUCCAAGCAAAUGAUGACGUUGAUGCAAGUCCGAAUGUUGAUAAUGAUAAUCCUACAACUUCAAUUCCAACAACACGAGGUAUUAUUGAUUUGAAUGAUCUUCCUUCGGAUCCACAUGAUAGGCCACCUAUUACUAGUUAUCACCCAAAUCAAAUAGAUGACAUAAGAAGGUCAUAUCUUGUUAAAGGGGCUUUUCAACCUCGUAGUCAUAAGUUUCCCGUUAAAGACUGUUAUGGAAAAAAAAGACGUUUUGUUGUUAGUUGGUUUAAUGAUUGUAGUUGGUUAGAGUAUAGCAUCAAAGCAGACAAAGUAUAUUGUUUAUAUUGUUACUUGUUUAAAGAAGAUGUUGGUAAUCAAGGCGGAAGAGAUACAUGGUCUUCUAGUUCUAAAGGCUUUUGUGAUUGGAGUAAAAAUGGGUCAUUAAAGGAACAUGUUGGGAAUGUUGAUAGUCAUCAUUUAAAGGCGGCACAAAAAUGUCAUAAUCUCAUGAAUCAAAAGAAACAUAUGGAUGAGAAUAUGAAGAAGUUGACUAAAGAAGAAAUGAUUGCAAGCUAUUAUCGAUUACUUGGUUCCGUUAUGAGUGCUAGAUUUUGUUUAGAAAACUCUUUACCCUUUCGUGGCCAUGAUGAGUCGAAAGAAUCUAAUUCUCAAGGUAUGUUUCUUUCGGUGUUAAACUUGAUUAGUACUAACCACCCGGAAAUUGGAAAGUACACAUUAGGGAACGCAAAAAAGAACAAUAAACUGACAUCGCCAAAGAUUCAAAAGGAGAUUAUUGAAUGCUUUUCAAAGGAAGUAACAAAAAGCAUUUGUGCAGAAAUUAAAGAUGAUGUGUUUGGGUUGUUGGUAGAUGAAUCUAGUGAUGUUUCUUUAAAGGAGCAAAUGGCUGUAGUUGUUAGAUUUGUUGAUAAACUUGGGGCUGUUAGAGAGAGUUUAAUCGGAAUUGUUCAUGUGAAAGACACGACUUCUAUAGCUCUUAAAGAAGCCAUUGAUGAUUUAUUAGCAAGCAACCAGUUAAGCAUAAAGCAAGUGAGAGGGCAAGGUUAUGAUGGUGCAAGCAACAUGCGGGAGAAUUUAAUGGGUUAA
Molecule: messenger RNA, 1245 nt
Organism: Helianthus annuus (common sunflower)
Lineage: Eukaryota; Viridiplantae; Streptophyta; Magnoliopsida; Asterales; Asteraceae
Exons: 2
Coding region: 1-1245 (414 amino acids)
Source: RefSeq, a predicted model, not a curated record